CGCGCCUUUAAGCGGGCGGAAGAGCCCUCGCGCGAGCCCAGGUCGGCGGGCGGAAGCGGCUCGCGCUCCAGGCACCGCCAUGCCUGGGGACCACCGCCGUAUCCGAGGGCCCGAGGAGUCGCAGCCGCCGCAGCUGUACGCGGCCGAUGACGAGGAGGCGCCAGCAGCCCGCGACCCGACGCGGCUGCGGCCCGUGUAUGCGCGCGCCGGGCUGCUGAGCCAGGCCAAGGGCUCGGCCUAUCUGGAGGCGGGAGGCACCAAGGUGCUGUGCGCCGUGUCCGGCCCGCGCCAGGCCGAGGGUGGCGACCGCGGCGGCGGCCCGGCCGGGGCGGGCGGCGAGGCCCCGGCCGCGUUGCGCGGCCGCCUGCUUUGCGACUUCCGCCGCGCGCCCUUCGCCGGUCGCCGGCGCCGCGCGCCCCCGGGCGGCGGGGAGGAGCGAGAGCUGGCGCUGGCCCUGCAGGAGGCGCUGGAGCCGGCCGUGCGCCUGGGCCGCUACCCGCGCGCGCAGCUCGAGGUGUCAGCGCUGCUGCUGGAGGACGGUGGCUCGGCGCUGGCCGCCGCGCUCACGGCCGCCGCGCUCGCCCUGGCCGACGCGGGGGUCGAGAUGUACGACCUGGUGGUGGGCUGCGGCCUGAGCCGCACGCCGGAGCCGGCGCCCACCUGGCUACUGGACCCCACGCGACUGGAGGAGGAGCACGCCGCCGCCGGCCUCACCGUGGCGCUCAUGCCCGUGCUCAACCAGGUGGCCGGGCUGCUGGGCAGCGGGGAGGGCGGCCCGACCGAGAGCUGGGCCGAGGCAGUGCGUCUGGGCCUCGAGGGCUGCCAGCGGCUCUAUCCCGUACUGCAGCAGUGCUUGGUGCGGGCUGCCCGGCGGAGGAGCGCCGCCGCGCCGUCCUGAACCAGAAGCCGGAGCCACGACAGACGCCAAGGACCUAGCUGCCGCCAUCCCCUAAAGGACCUGUGCCGACAGCUUCCAGACUGCGCCGAGCUGAGAUCUCCGAGGCCAGAAAGGAUCUGAGGAGGCGUGCACAGAACUGAUGGCACUGGACAGCUGUGUUGCAACGAUUUCAUUAAACGUUUCUACUUGAGCCGGUGCUUCCCAGCUCCGACCAAUUAGAGGAAACUUGGGAAUGCGCCCUGACUCGCACGUUGAAAAAGACUUCAGCUGGACUGGCCUGGAAAACGGGGCUUGAAGCUCUUGUCUUGUCAGGGAUGGACCCUAUGCAGGCCAGCUAGUGACUCCCUUUUAUAGAAUUGGCCUGCUCUUGAGAGAGUGGACAGAGGGCUGUGCCUUGUCAUUUAUAUCUGAGCUAAAACAAAUUCCUUUAUAUCUGAAAAA
This is a messenger RNA of Felis catus (domestic cat), 1339 nucleotides long. It is a transcript of the gene EXOSC6, whose product is annotated as exosome component 6. The record is from RefSeq and is a predicted model, not a curated record. NCBI's taxonomy places the organism in Eukaryota, Metazoa, Chordata, Mammalia, Carnivora, Felidae. Bases 80 to 898 code for a protein of 272 amino acids. Gene Ontology annotation, cellular component: nuclear exosome (RNase complex); nucleolus; cytoplasmic exosome (RNase complex). The transcript has a single exon. Gene Ontology annotation, biological process: rRNA catabolic process; poly(A)-dependent snoRNA 3'-end processing; nuclear mRNA surveillance.